AUGGUGGUCGAGCCGUUGAACUCGCCCGUGCUCACCACCGUCCUCGCCUUCCUUCUCGUGGUGAUCACCCUCCUCGUCUCCACCAGGCGCAGCAGCAGUGCGCUGCGGCUGCCCCCGUCGCCGCGGGGCCUGCCGGUCGUCGGCCACCUCCACCUGCUCGGGAGCCUGCCGCACCGGAGCCUCCGGUCGCUGGCCGCGUCCCACGGCCCGGUCAUGCACCUGCGGCUCGGCCGCGUGGCCGCCGUCGUGGCCUCCUCCGCGGCCGCGGCGGAGGAGGCCAUGAAGACCCGCGACCUGGACUUCGCCGGCCGCCCCAGGCUCCUCAUGGUCGACCGCUUCUACUACGGCACCGGCGGCAUCGGCUUCGCGCCCUACGGCGACCACUGGCGCCAGGCGCGCCGCGUCUGCGCCGCCCACAUGCUCAGCGCGCGCCGCGUCGCGUCCCUGGGCCGCGUCCGGGCGCAGGAGGCCGCCGCGCUCGUCGGCCGGGUCCGCCGGGCUGGUUCCGGCGUCGUGAACCUGAGCGACAACCUCGUCGUCUACUCCAACGCGGUCAUCUCCCGCUGCACGCUCGGCGACGCGGACUGCGGGGUGGAAGGCGGCGGCGCGAGGCUGAGGAAGGCGUUCGGCGAGAUGGAGGAGCUCCUCGGAACGGUGCCCAUGGGGGAGACGGUGCCGUGGCUGGGAUGGGUGGACACGGUGACGGGACUGGAGCGGAGGGCGAGACGAGUCUUCCAGGAGAUGGACGGGCUGCUGGAGCGGGUCAUCACCGACCACCGCCAGCGACGCCGUGUUGCCACCGCCACCAGGGACGAGGAAGACUUCGUGGACGUGAUGCUGGACGCCGACGAGCUGGGCACGGACAGCAUCAAGUCCAUCAUCUUGGACGUGCUCGCCGCCGCCACGGACUCGACCUUCGCGCUCCUCGAGUGGGCGAUGGCGGAGCUCAUCAACCACCCGCACGAGAUGCGCAAGCUCCAGGCCGAGGUCCGCGCGGCCGUCUCCCCCGGCGCCGGCGCGGUCGUCACGGAGGCCCAUCUCCCGCACCUGCCCUACCUGAAGGCCGUGAUCAACGAGACCCUGCGGCUCCACCCGCCGUCGCCGCUGCUGCUGCCGCGGGAGACGCUGGAGGACACCCGGCUGCUGGGCCACGACGUGCCGGCGGGCACCCGGGUCCUGAUCAACGCCUGGGCCAUCGGCCGCGACCCGGCGACGUGGGGGCCCCGCGCCGAGGAGUUCGCGCCGGAGAGGUUCGUCGGGUACGGCGGCCUCGGCGGUGCCGGGCAGGACUUCUCGUUCCUGCCCUUCGGCGCCGGGAGAAGGGGCUGCCCCGGGGUGGAGUUCGCCAUGCUGUCCAACGAGCUGGCGCUGGCGAGCCUCGUGCAUGGCUUCGACUGGGAGCUUCCCGGCGGGAGGGCGCCGCCGGUGGACAUGAGCGAGCUGUACGGCCUCUCCGUGUGCCUCAAGGCGCCGCUGCUUCUGGCCGCCAAGCCGUGGUCGUCCAUGGAUAUGGAUGGCGUUGAGUGAGCUAGGAUCGACGGUGCUUCUUUUCUCUACAUAUAUGUCCAUGAGAAGUGUUAAAGUGGGAAUGUUUUUUUCUUGAUUUUUUUUAAAAUGGAGGCAAAAUAUUUUCUUCAACUAUUUUAAUUAAGAUUUAAAAGAGUGUACAAAUAAUUACAAGUUGAUCAAGCUGCACAUUAACACGACAUGAGGGCGUCGAUUUUAGUCUUGUAUGCGUGAUGGCACUAAGAUAAGGUGUGAAGACCAUUGCA
Messenger RNA from Triticum urartu, 1772 nucleotides. Its product is annotated as (+)-menthofuran synthase. The record is from RefSeq and is a predicted model, not a curated record. Gene Ontology annotation, molecular function: oxidoreductase activity, acting on paired donors, with incorporation or reduction of molecular oxygen; heme binding; iron ion binding. NCBI's taxonomy places the organism in Eukaryota, Viridiplantae, Streptophyta, Magnoliopsida, Poales, Poaceae.